CACUUUCCUAACACCUUCAUCUUUCAUCUACCUUGUCAACCCAACACACAAAUUCUACCCAUCAUACAACAAAAAAAAAAAAGUACUCAUCAAAACAACCCAAUGGCUACUCAUACGGAAGGUGACCUUCCGAAACGCCCUGCCUUUGGUACUAAAGGGAGACCUGCUACUAUCGCCUUGAAUUCAUAUGCUGUUUCUAGAUUCCCCACUCUUGCCAUCAACCAGUACGAUGUUACCAUUGGCUCUGGUAAUGAGAAGCGUGCCUUGAUCAAGAAAAUUUGGUUCUCGGACAAACUGCAAUCGGAGUUCGGAGCCGCAAAAAAUACUGUAUUGUUUGAUGGCAAUAAGUUGGCAUGGUCUGUGACCUCGUUCCCUUUUGGAGAUCGUCAUGUUACCAGUGUCGACCUUGAUGAAGGUGAUGGUCGUCCGGCGAGGCGAGGUGGCGGACCCGCUAGAGAUAACAAACAUCGUGUCGUCAUUCAAAAGUCUGGUAGGGUCCCGCUUCAGGUCGUUGAGGCCUUCGUGAAGGGGGAUUAUCGCCUGGACAAUGAUGUUCUUGUCGGGAUUAAUUUCCUUGACCACCUCAUGCGGGAGACCCCCAGCAAGCAUUUUAUUACGAUCAAACGUUCCUUCUUCCAAUCAGCUGGGAAAACCCCAAUGGAACGCGGUGUUGAAGCAUGGAAGGGAAUUUUCCAAUCGGUUCGUGCUACUCAAGGUGGUCGUCUUACCAUCAACGUUGAUGUCGCAACGACUGUGUUUUGGAGUCAGGGCACAGUGUUGGACAUUGCGUGCCGUAUGACUUGGAACGGUUCUCCCGAGGAUCUUCAAUCAAAGAUUGUUAAGGAGCACGGUAAAGGCGUGAUAUCUCGUGAUUUGCGCCGUCUCAGGCGGGUCUCCUUCUUCUGCACCCAUCGUAAGCGCGAUACCGAGGUUCGAAAGAAGGUUUAUACAAUCGAGGGAUUUGACCAGAAUGCGAUUGAUUACACAUUUGAGAUGAAGCGUCAUAACGCUGAUGGAGGUGUUACCACUGAAACCAUCACCGCUUAUGAUUACUUCCUGAGGCAGUACAAUUUGAGACUGAAGUAUCCUCAGCUUCCCUUAGUCAAGACCCGGAAGAAGGGUGAAGUUUUUCCAAUGGAGCUGUGCCACAUCCAGGAGGGCCAACGUUAUCCGUUCAAGCUCGAUGAUCGUCAAACGGCGGAAAUGAUCAAAUUUACUGUUCAACGCCCGACUAUCCGCAUGGAACAAAUCAAGUCAAAUGUGGCCCAGUUGGAUUGGAAGAAGGAUCCCAUCCUUACAAAAUAUGGUAUGGAAAUUGAUACCAAUAUGAUCAAGUCCAAAGGUCGUAUUUUGAACGCUCCCAAGAUUUGCUAUGGUGACGGUUCGACCGAUCGUGUGUUUACUCCACGCGACGGUAAAUGGGACCUUCGCGGGAAGAAGUUUGCUAAAAUCGGUGCCCCACUCAAGGGUUGGGGUUUCAUGAUCUUCGCGCCGCAGAGGAACUGCGAUGAGCUUACUGUGAAAACCUUUAUCCGGCAGUUGGUCUCAGUAUACAUCGGCCAUGGUGGGCAAGUUCAAAAUAAGGAACCGAUAAUCAUGUACGCGGACCCAAAGAAGUCCGUCGGGACUAAUAUUUUCGAGCUUUACAAGAAAGCCGGGAAUCAAGUCCAGGCCAAACCCCAAAUGUUGUUUUUCGUUCUUAGUGCCAAAUCGCCCCAGCCAUACAAUGAGAUUAAGGCAUUCUGUGAGCUCAACAUUGGUGUUGUUUCUCAAUGCGUCCAAUCGAGGCAUGUGGCUCAGGCAAAGGCGCAAUAUUGCUCUAACGUUUGCAUGAAGGUCAAUGCUAAGCUUGGUGGCACGACUUGUUUUCUUGACAAGAGCGAUCACCCUCUUUUCGGCAAGGAGGCGAGUAUCAUCGUGGGCGCUGAUGUUUCUCAUCCAGCCCCGGGGAUCACCAAAGCUUCUUUUGCUUCUAUGGUUGGAUCUACUGAUAUGCAGGGUAGUCGUUUUGCAGCCAUUUGCAACACAAAUGGUCAGGGCAAGGAGUGCAUUACUACCAACAAUAUGGUUAAAUUCAUGUGUACCCUUUUGCGCGCCUUUCGGCAGGAGACCACCAAGAUACCUAUGCGUAUCUUCUAUUUCCGCGAUGGUGUUAGCGAGGGCCAAUAUAAACAGAUCAUUGACGACGAGUUGCGUGAUAUGAGGGAGGCAUGCAAGGUUUUGCAGGCCGACUAUAACCCAAAGAUCACUGUCACCAUUUGCUCUAAGCGUCAUCAUACUCGCUUUUUCCCAGUCGAGCGCAACGCGCAAGACAGGAACGGCAAUUGCCUCCCUGGAACAAUCGUUGAACGUGAUGUUACUCAUCCAACCGAAUACGAUUUCUACCUUGCGGCUCAUAAUGCCAUCCAAGGGACUGCGCGCCCGGUUCACUAUCAUGUCAUCCAUGAUGAAAACAAAAUGCCGGUUGAUAUGUUCCAGGCGUUGGUUUACAACUCCUGCUACACUUACAUUCGCGCCAGUAAUUCUGUGUCAUUGAUCCCGGCGGUUUAUUACGCCCAUCUAGCAUCAUCUCGUGCCCGUGCUCAUGAGGUUGCUGAUGAGGGCAAUACAAUCACGACCACUACUUCUGGUGAGAAGAGGGACCCGGGCGAUGUGGCUGAUAUUAGGCCUCUUCAUGAUACCAUCAAACAUGCCAUGUGGUAUGUUUAAGGGGCCAUGCCAUGCCAUCGGGGGUAGCAUUGAUCGUGAUUUCAACUUUCGUUCCUAUUUUUCCAUGUAUGUUUGGAUUCUGUAUGGGGCGCAACUUUUAGUUUUCAAAUGGCGAUCUUGUCUUGUAGUCCUAAAAUAAAAAUAAAAACCUUGGUGAAACCAC
Molecule: messenger RNA, 2872 nt
Organism: Tuber melanosporum (Perigord truffle)
Lineage: Eukaryota; Fungi; Ascomycota; Pezizomycetes; Pezizales; Tuberaceae
Exons: 14
Coding region: 103-2709 (868 amino acids)
Molecular function (GO): protein binding; RNA binding
Source: RefSeq, a predicted model, not a curated record